AGGCAGCCGGCGGGCGGAAUUUGGAACAACAAACUGAAGACCAAGACGGCAGGGACUUUCACCUUUGUUUCCUGUCUUCUAUUUGCUUCUUAAUUAGAAAAUUAUUAAUUAACGAAUUGAUUGAAAAAUGGAAUGAAAGUCAAACAAGAAAUCUGAGACCCAAGAAAAGAAAGAAGAUGAAAUAGAGAUAUCAGAGAGAGCAGAGAUUCAUUCAGUCAAAAAUCAUCAUCACCAUCUCUCUCUCUCUGAAUCUCUGUUUCUAUUUCUUCUUCUUUCUCCCCAUCUAUCUAUAAUUGGAUUUGGAUUUGGAUUUGGAUACUAAAACCCACCACCAACAUCAACAAAAUCAUCAUCUUCUAAUCUUUUGAAUUCAAAAAUCCCUCUCCUUGUUUGUUUUAAUUUGGGAUCCCUCUGUUGGCAACAAUGAAUUCUUCAAAUCCUGGCACAAGUUCUGGAGGAGGAGGUGGAUCUGGGGGUGGAGAUGCUGCUGCUCACCCUAAAAGGAAUUCUAAAAGACCCAAAUAUUCAAAGUUUACUCAGCAAGAGCUACCUGCCUGCAAGCCAAUUCUAACACCACAAUGGGUGAUCUCAGCAUUCGUGCUUAUCAGUGUUAUCUUCAUCCCCAUCGGUGUUGCUUCCCUUCUCGCUUCACGAAAUGUUGUCGAAAUUGUUGAUCGGUAUGAGACUGAAUGCAUUCCACAGGAUCAGAGACAUGAUAAGCUCAGCUACAUAUAUAACAAAAAUGUCAGCAAAACCUGCACUAGAAAAAUUACAGUGCCAAAGCUUAUGAAGCAACCUAUAUAUGUCUAUUAUCAACUCGAUAACUUUUACCAGAACCAUCGCAGGUACGUAAAGAGUCGUAGUGAUGCACAGUUAAGAGAUCCCUCAAAAGAGAAUGAAACAAGUACUUGCGAUCCAGAAGCUAGAAUUGAUGGUAGACCAAUUGUACCUUGUGGUCUCAUAGCAUGGAGUAUGUUCAAUGAUACAUACAGUUUCUCCCGUUCUCGGGACAACAAGACAUUGGCGUUGAACAAGAAGGAUAUUUCGUGGAAGAGUGACAGGGAUAGCAAAUUUGGUGACAAAGUCUUUCCCAAAAACUUCCAGAGUGGAGUUAUUCAAGGAGGAGCAGUUCUUAACGAAAGCAUACCUUUGAGCCAACAGGAGGAUCUCAUUGUAUGGAUGAGAACAGCAGCCUUACCAACUUUCAGGAAGUUAUAUGGGAGGAUAGAGGAGGAUCUUGUUGCAGGUGAUACAAUUGUAGUCACUUUAGAAAACAAUUAUAACACAUAUAAAUUUGACGGGAAAAAGAAACUUGUUCUUUCUACAACAAGUUGGAUUGGGGGGAAGAACGACUUUCUUGGGAUUGCAUAUCUCACAGUCGGUGGGCUUUGCUUAUUUUUAGCCUUGGUUUUCACCAUUAUAUAUCUAGUCAAGCCAAGGCAACUUGGAGACCCUUCAUACUUGUCAUGGAAUAGAAAUCCUUCAGGGCACUGAGAACCCCUAGUAAUUCACCCAAGUAGAUGGAUCACAGCCUGGCUGGAUUCUUCAGAAUGAUAAAUGUAUCUAUUAUGUGUAUUGGGAGACAUAACUGACUUUACAUGUAUACUCUGGUUUGUUUUUGAUUUCUUAUAGAAUUCUGGUAGAGUUCAUCAAAAUUUUACUUCUGAAGGGAGAAUACUACAAAAUGCAUGUAUAAUUUCGGAGAGAAACAAGAGAGGAGUGGAUUUUAUAGAUUUAAGAGUUGUUCAGUCUAAACUUUCAUAAAAUUUCCAGUUUUUGGGUGUACAAGAUUUU
Messenger RNA from Papaver somniferum (opium poppy), 1794 nucleotides. RefSeq names its product ALA-interacting subunit 3-like. The record is from RefSeq and is a predicted model, not a curated record. Lineage: Eukaryota; Viridiplantae; Streptophyta; Magnoliopsida; Ranunculales; Papaveraceae. Bases 424 to 1494 code for a protein of 356 amino acids. Gene Ontology annotation, cellular component: plasma membrane; endoplasmic reticulum; Golgi apparatus. The transcript is spliced from 8 exons.